Botrytis sinoallii is the source of this 810-nucleotide messenger RNA. RefSeq lists its product as uncharacterized. The record is from RefSeq and is a predicted model, not a curated record. The transcript is spliced from 2 exons. NCBI's taxonomy places the organism in Eukaryota, Fungi, Ascomycota, Leotiomycetes, Helotiales, Sclerotiniaceae. The coding region runs from base 1 to 810 and encodes 269 amino acids. Gene Ontology annotation, biological process: secondary metabolic process.
AUGGUGAAAAUUCCAGAAAUCUACCAAGCAAACGCUAGCUUCGGCAAAAACAAUGACAGUCCCCAAGGUCUCAUUUGUGUAUUUGCUGGAGCAACAAGCAAUAUCAGUGCUUCUACUCUCGAGGCACUAGCAGAGAUGUUGCAAUCCCCCACUUUUUACGUACUGGGGAGAUCAGCGACGAGAUUCGCUACUCAACGCGAGAAGCUCCUCAGUAACACGAAAGAAAGUUUGGAAAUAACUUUCGCCCUGUCGUACUAUACACGCAUGCGACUCCUAACUAAUCUUCUCCCAUUGCUACGCUGUUCUCCACGUCCGCGUGUUUUGAGCGUCCUCAACGCGGGACAAGAGCAGAUAAUGCAAGAUGAAGAUAUCGGUCUUCAGAAUCCUCAAAACUUUGGCCCUCGCGUAGCUAUUAACCAUACUACCACGAUGAUGACGCUAGGAUUGGAAUAUCUGUCGCACAGGGACGCAAACCAAAAUAUCACUCUUAUACUCUCAUUCCCUGGGUUAGUAGUUAGCGAUAAUUUUUCUCGUUUAACUGCACCAGACUCUUUUAGUUCUGUAGGAAAGAUAUUAGUGCCGCUCAUUGGCACUUUCUUCAGUGUCUCAACAGCAGAGUGUGGUGCCAGGCAGGCGUUUCUCUUGACAAGUGGUAGGUUUAAAAGAGGGAAAACAUGGAGGAUAGAUGAUAAAAGCGAGGUUGUUACUUCUUCGAAUGAUGCAUUAGAAUACUAUCGAGAAAAGGGUUUGCGAGAAAAGGUCUUUGCGCACACUUUACAAGUCUUUGAGAAAGCGACAAGUACUGAAUAA